UUGACAUUCGACCCGAAUUUACAUCGUAGUUCUGAUAGUAAUAAUACACUACAAUAAGCAUAAAGAUUUCGUUUUAUACGUCGGUUUUAAUAAAAUUAUACAGUUUGGAAUGCCCAAAGUACGCCGUAGCCGGAAACAACCCCCGGAAGGAUGGGAACUAAUAGAACCCACGCUCGAAGAACUGGAACAAAAAAUGCGAGAAGCCGAAACUGAGCCACACGAAGGAAAACGUAUCACCGAAUCGUUGUGGCCAAUCUUUAAAAUCCACCAUCAGAAGUCUCGUUACAUAUACGACUUAUUCUAUCGAAGGAAAGCCAUUAGCCGGGAGUUAUACGAGUACUGUUUGAAGGAGAAGAUUGCUGACGGUAAUCUGAUUGCGAAAUGGAAAAAAUCCGGUUAUGAGAAUCUAUGCUGCUUGCGGUGUAUCCAAACGCGGGACACCAAUUUCGGUACGAACUGCAUUUGUCGUGUUCCUAAGUCCAAAUUGGAGGAAGGCCGAGUAGUGGAGUGCGUGCACUGCGGCUGCCGAGGUUGCUCCGGUUAGAUGUUCCACUAUUAUUAUGGUUUAUAUUUUACACUUCGACGAUUUGUGUGUGCGAGGACUGAUAUUUGAGUAUAAAUAGAAAGUAUGAAUUGUCUUGA
Messenger RNA from Malaya genurostris, 642 nucleotides. It is a transcript of the gene l(1)10Bb, whose product is annotated as protein BUD31 homolog. Gene Ontology annotation, cellular component: nucleus; spliceosomal complex. The transcript has 2 exons. Gene Ontology annotation, biological process: mRNA splicing, via spliceosome. Bases 110 to 544 code for a protein of 144 amino acids. Lineage: Eukaryota; Metazoa; Arthropoda; Insecta; Diptera; Culicidae. The record is from RefSeq and is a predicted model, not a curated record.